Penicillium cinerascens is the source of this 444-nucleotide messenger RNA. RefSeq names its product polysaccharide biosynthesis domain-containing protein. Gene Ontology annotation, cellular component: cytoplasm. Lineage: Eukaryota; Fungi; Ascomycota; Eurotiomycetes; Eurotiales; Aspergillaceae. Bases 1 to 444 code for a protein of 147 amino acids. The transcript is spliced from 5 exons. The record is from RefSeq and is a predicted model, not a curated record.
AUGUCGAAGCCCUUUGACCCCGAACAGGCUGAGAACCUGGAGGAUAUGGAGAAGCAGUUCGCAGUCAAAGCUGUCGAGCACCUCAUGACAUACUGGGCCAUCCUCGAGAAGGUCAAGGGCUCCCAGCUGCGCCUGACCAAGAUGGACGACGAGAUCUACGAGUCCUUCAUGAAGGAGUUCCCCGACUUCGACCCCGCCGCCACCCUCAACGAGGACGCCAUGAAGAGCAAGGCCGGCAAGGAGAAGUGGCGCAAAUGGGUCAACCAAUUCGAGAAGAAGAUCGAGGACUACAACUUUGGCACAAUCAUUCGCAACCGUGCUGAUCAGGAGUAUGAGCAACACAACACCAUUUUCGGUGUGCGCAUGCAGUUCUACGCCAUCGAGCUCGCACGCAACCGCGCCGGCCUGAACGACUGGAUCUACGAGAAGUCCCAGAAGGCCUAA